Messenger RNA from Selaginella moellendorffii, 822 nucleotides. RefSeq names its product pentatricopeptide repeat-containing protein At3g63370, chloroplastic-like. The transcript has a single exon. The record is from RefSeq and is a predicted model, not a curated record. Bases 1 to 822 code for a protein of 273 amino acids. Lineage: Eukaryota; Viridiplantae; Streptophyta; Lycopodiopsida; Selaginellales; Selaginellaceae. Gene Ontology annotation, molecular function: protein binding.
AUGGGGAGAGAGAGAGAGAGAGAGAGAGAGUGUGUCUUUGCCAUGACAUCCAGCGAAGUAGCAAGAGGAGUGAUCGCGGUGCCUCCUGCAGGCAUCUCCACGCUAGGCCAUCGCCAAAUCGCGACUCUUCUGCGCCAAUGUGGUGAUUCCAAGUCCCUUCCGCGAGGGAAGCUCUUGCACCGCCGCCUGGCCGCCACCCUCGACCUACGCCACCACCCCUUGUUCAGCAAUCUCCUCAUCCUCAUGUAUGGGACCAGCCUCCCGGACGCAUGGUCCGUCUUCCACGAUCUCGUCCACAAGAACGCCUUCUCCUGUAACAUCAUGAUCUCGACGCUCUGCGCAAACGGCGAGAGCGCGCAAGCGAUUCAUCUCUUCCUCGCCCUCGCCAGCGAUUCAGUCGUCCGCCCCACCCACGUCUCGUUCGUCGCCGCGCUCGCCGCCUGCGCCAAUUGCCGCGAUCUCCAGUCGGGCAUCCGGAUCCACGCCCAGAUCGUCGCCGCGCCACCCGCGAUCGCGAGCAAUCCAGUCGUGUGCUGCGCCCUCUUAACCAUGUAUCGGAAAUGCGGCAGCCUGGCAGACGCGCGGAAGGUCUUCGAUGACAUGCCUCGCAAGACGAUAGUCGCCUGGAGUGCGAUGCUGGCUGCUUACACCAGAAAUCCCGAUCAGGGCGGGCUCCCCGCUGCGAUCGAGCUCUAUCGCCAGCUCCGGGAUGCCGGCAUUGGAACACUGCGAUUGCCGCAAAUGCCCAUAAUGGGCAGUUUAGAGCGGCGAUUGCGCUGCAGUGGAAGUUGGAUCUGGAAGGGAUCGGGCCUGAUAUGGUGA